Molecule: messenger RNA, 2667 nt
Organism: Cannabis sativa
Lineage: Eukaryota; Viridiplantae; Streptophyta; Magnoliopsida; Rosales; Cannabaceae
Exons: 6
Coding region: 1-2667 (888 amino acids)
Molecular function (GO): nucleic acid binding
Source: RefSeq, a predicted model, not a curated record
AUGGUACAAUCAAUGCACACUGGAAAAUUUUUGCAAUUUAGAGGGGAUGAGGCUUGGGAGUCUCUUGAGAAUCUUUCUGUAAAUUCUCAACAGUGGAAUUGCCAAGAUCCUAGAUCGAAAGCUCCCAACACAUCUAAGAGAGGUGGAAUUUACGAUGUCAAAGAUGACGUAGAUAUUAAAACAUCAUUAGCAAAUCUAACUAGGAGAGUUGAAGCUAUGUCAUUAAGUCAAUCCAUGAAUACUCCUAUACAUAGGAAUGAAAUUUGUUCCUUAUGCUAUAGUACAAGUCAUAGUGCCCAGUCAUGUCCAUCAUUACCUAUAUACCAAGAGGCAUUUUCUGAAGAAGUGAACGCUCUUCAAACUUAUGGGAAAUCAUCUGAUAGCCCAUUUUCUCAAUCCUACAAUCCAAAUUGGAGAAAUCAUCCAAAUUUUUCAUGGAGACAGAACCAGCCUCCAAUGAAUCAAAGGCACCAGUACAACACGCCCAAUCAGAGUCAAGCCCAACCUAAUAUGCCAUAUCCUCAACAACAAAGAAAACCAUCUUUAGAGGAUACACUACAACAGUUUAUGCAAACCACCCAACAAGCUUUACACACAAAUUCUCAAUCCCUGUUAAAGCUUGAAACACAAAUGGGUCAGCUUGCUAUCGCUGUAGCUGAAAGGGAAAAGGGAAAACUUCCCAGUCAACCCAUUCAAAAUCCAAAGACAACUUGGUCUAGUGGAACCGAAACCAACAUCUAUGACACUUCGAUUAGCCGAUCGUUCGUGAAAAUUCCUAGAGGUGUCAUAGAAGAUGUUUUGAUUAAGUGUAAAUUCUUUGUUAGAGUCUACACCAUUGAUAAACAGGAAGAGUGGAACACCAAAGUUGAGUCAAUUGAACCCUUUCGCCAAUUAGAAUCACAAAUACUCCCCGAACCACCAAAAAAACUGAAUAGCCUCACCAGAAAAGACCAUUUCCCAUUACCCUUCAUUGAUCAAAUGCUUGAAAGAUUAGCUGGUCACGAGUACUACUGUUUUCUCGAUGGUUACUCGGGAUACAACCAAAUCCCGAUAGCACCCGAGGAUCAAGAAAAGACCACCUUCACAUGUCCUUAUGGAACAUUUGCUUAUCGACGCAUGUCUUUUGGCUUAUGCAAUGCACCUGCGACAUUUCAAAGGUGUAUGAUUGCAAUUUUUUCUGAUAUGGUUGAACAUUUUUUGGAAAUCUUUAUGGAUGAUUUUUCUAUUUAUGGAUCUUCUUUUGAUGAAUGUUUACACCACCUGUCUCUUGUCUUGAUUCGUUGUAAAGAAAAGAAUUUAGUGCUAAAUUCGGAAAAAUGUCAUUUUAUAGUAAAACGUGGAAUUGUCUUAGGACAUGUGAUUUCAUCUGAGGGAAUAGAAGUUGACAAAGCUAAAGUUGAUCUUAUUUCAAAACUUCCACCACCUAAAACUGUGAAAGAAAUUAGAUCAUUCUUAGGUCACGCCGGUUUCUACCGGAGAUUCAUAAAAGACUUUAGCAAAAUUUCACGGCCUCUGUGCCAUUUACUUGGAAAAGAUAAUGCAUUUGUUUUUGAUCAUGAUUGUCAUAUUGCUUUUGAGAAAUUGAAAACUAUGCUAACUACUGCACCCAUUAUUCAACCUCCUGAUUGGAACCUUCCUUUUGAAAUAAUGUGUGAUGCUUCUGAUUAUGCUAUAGGAGCUGUCUUAGGGCAAAGAAUUGAUAAAAUACCACAUGUUAUUUCCUACUCUAGCAAAACUCUAAAUGAUGCUCAAUUAAAUUAUUCCACAACUGAGAAAGAAUUGCUUAUUGUCGUAGUCUUUGCCUUAGAAAAGUUUAGGUCUUAUCUGUUAGGAUCUAAAAUAAUUGUUUAUUCUGAUCAUGCUGCUUUAAGAUAUCUUUUGUCAAAGAAAGAUGCAAAAUCACGUUUAAUCCGUUGGAUACUUCUUUUACAAGAGUUUGAUCUAGAAAUUCGUGAUAAAAAGGGGUCUGAAAAUGUUGUUGCUGAUCACUUAUCUAGGCUAGUUAUUGAAACUAGUAAAGAGCCUACCCCUAUCACCGAAACUUUUCCUGAUGAACAAUUGAUGCAUGUUUCUUCUCUGCCUUGGUAUGUUGACAUUGUGAAUUAUCUUGUUACUGGUGAAAUACCAUCUCACUGGUCUAAACAAGAUAAAAAUAAAUUUUAUUCUGAGGUGAAAAAUUUUAUCUGGGAUGAUCCAUACUUGUUUAAAUAUUGCCCUGAUCAGAUAGGUAUUGAUUUUAUGAAACCUUUUCCUAACUCGUUUGGAAAUUUGUAUAUUCUUGUUGGAGUUGAUUAUGUUUCAAAAUGGGUCGAAGCUGUUGCAUGUCACACAAACGACCACAAAGUGGUGGUUCGUUUCUUGAAAGAAAAUAUUUUUUCCCGUUUUGGCACACCACGUGCUAUCAUUAGUGAUGGAGACAAAGCGGGAGAGAAAAGAAAGCUCCAAUUAAAUGAAUUGGAAGAACUGAGAAACGAUGCUUACGAUUGUGCAAAAAGUUACAAAGAACGUACAAAGUUGUAUCAUGAUAAGAACAUCUUGCGAAAAGAUUUCUCCACUGGUCAGAAAGUUCUUUUAUACAACUCUCGCCUUCAUCUGUUUCCCGGUAAGUUACGUUCUAAAUGGACUGGUCCAUUUACUGUUCGUACUGUUUUUCCUCACGAGUCAUGA